Amblyraja radiata (thorny skate) is the source of this 1630-nucleotide messenger RNA. RefSeq lists its product as uncharacterized. The record is from RefSeq and is a predicted model, not a curated record. Lineage: Eukaryota; Metazoa; Chordata; Chondrichthyes; Rajiformes; Rajidae. The coding region runs from base 140 to 1630 and encodes 496 amino acids. The transcript has 7 exons.
GUAAACUGUAAGGUUGUACUUCUAGCAUUUGCGUUCACUCGGGGCUCAUUUUCAAUAUCAGUAAAGCCGAGUGUCCUGUGGAGUGCAGACAGUGGAAACUACAAAAUGUGAAACACAAACAGAGUUGCUGACAAAAGAAAUGGCACUGCAGGCAGCAAAUAUUACCAACAAUGUUUCAACUACCAAGAAGCAGAGUGGGAAACGCUCGCCUGAAAAAUGUAAUAACGAAAACCCACCUAAGAGAAGGAGGCAUAUUUUAGCCCCUUAUUCCAAAGUAUCGCCUGCACUCACCCCGGGCCCGGGCUCUACAUACAUGGUAAUGAAGACUCCCGUAUCGAAUCGAAUGAACACCGGUCAUUUCUCAGCUUGGGGUGCAGAAGACGAUCAAAUCUUGUACUACAUGCAGAAGACUGGCGACAACCAAUCAGUUGCUUCUGUAAUUGUUUCAACACCUUGGCAAAAAGCAUCCGAGUCAUCGCAAAGCCACCUGAAUUCCAGAAACAACUGUGCUGAGGAUAGAAAGAAAAAUACCAUCUCCACAUUUAAGGUGACCCACGCCAAGAAAACUCAUACAUCCUGUGCAAGAAGGGCAAUGCAAAAUUCAAAGAAGAACCAAAGAACCAUGUAUUGUUCUAACUUUAGCAAAAGACUCAUUAACAUGCCUGAAGCCCGUUUCCCCAGAGGCUCUGAUGACCAUGAUGAGAAGAACGCUGGCAAUUCAUCAGACACGUGGACUUGUGACGCAUGUUUGAUGCCAAACAAAAACCCAGCGGUGAAAUGUCGAGGCUGCGAGUCACUUAAGUAUGGAGUUGGGCUGGAAAGACAAUGGAUACCAGCAGUAGACAUGAACAUUGACACAAGCUGCAACGAGAUUCAGACAACCGAAUUAAGUGCUGAUACGUACAUGGUGGAGCACAGUUCAGCAGCGGCCCCUCAGACCCCUGAUGGAGCAGAGCAGUCGCCACCCUGUGCACUUUCCUCCGAUUCUCUCAUGGCUGAUGAUGUUUCCCCUCACUCACAAAUGGUCACUUCCGACAACUGCGUUAAUGCAGAAGAGAAAAAGUCACUGGACUUCGUUCCGCUCCACACAGAGUGCACAACGUUCCUCCCACCUGCUCAAGGAAGUCCUGCUGCUUGGUUGCCACUUGGGUUCACUGGAACUGAGAAUUUUGAACAAUUGCCUGAAGCUGCAUCAUCUCCUCCAGGGCCAACACAGCACAAGGUCCCACCAGGAAGCAGGGAACAAAACAAAGAUGAUCCCAAAGCAAAUGGACCCUUCAGUUUCGAGGCCUCAAUGACCUGCAUAUCUUUCCCGUACGUUUUUGGACCCCCUCCGAUCUACACCAUGUGCAGCUCUGCAGGACCACUCACACUUGACGUCCCUGCUGUAACUGGGUCCAACAUGACCACCGUGAUAGCUCCCAGCCUUCCAUUUCAAAUCCCAUCGAUACUUCUUGGGAGCUCCAACGAAAUGAUCAACUACAAUCCUGACUAUGGAAUGUUUGCCUCCUCUGGCACCUUCGGACAGACAGGCCCAGCGCUGUUUAACACUGGAGGGACUAAUCCUGGAAUCGCUGGGAAUCCUUCCCCGUUUCUAUCUGCUGGUAUGAAUUAUGCAGUAAAACUUUAG